Molecule: messenger RNA, 2496 nt
Organism: Cannabis sativa
Lineage: Eukaryota; Viridiplantae; Streptophyta; Magnoliopsida; Rosales; Cannabaceae
Product: BTB/POZ domain-containing protein At3g22104
Exons: 3
Coding region: 759-2393 (544 amino acids)
Molecular function (GO): protein binding
Source: RefSeq, a predicted model, not a curated record
AUUGGGUGGGGGCAGGUACGGUAGUGGUGGGUGCACAGCCACAAAUGACUCUCUCUCUCUCUCUCGUCGCAGCGAUGAAGCUGGAACAAAAUCAAUUAUAAACAAUGUUAAUCUAAACUAAACAAAGACAGCCAUAAAGCUUUAGACUUAAGCUUAUUCUUGUUCCUUGUUUUGCUUGUCCCCAAAAUAAAGAGAGAUUUUUAUUUUUUAUUUGACAAGAGUAUACACCUCUUCAUUUUCUGUAUUAAACUAUAUGUUGUUUCUGGAGAAUGUCAGAUUGAGCCUGGUGGUCACUCACAAGACAUAGCAACACACACUCUCUCUCUCUCUCUCUCUCUCUCUCUCACUCUCUCUCUCUCUCACUAACUGCUUCAACAGGAAUAUUAUAUGAUACUUGUUUGUCUUUAUUCUCCUUGUUCUGUUCUCAUUUUUUCUCAACACUCUUUUUCUGUUUGUUUUCUCUGUAUAAUAUAUCUCAGUUGAAAACCACAUUGCCUACUCCUUCUCUACAAUUAGAUAGAGACUAUACAUUGAAGAACCAAGGUGGUGACACACCUCUUUUGUGCUUGUCUUCUUCUCUUUCCUAGAAUAUGGACUUGUGUUCUCCCCUCAAUUCCUGUUAUUAGUGUUCUUUAUCUCUAUGAUUUGUUCUUCUUCUUCUGAGUACUAAUACAGAUUCCCAAAAAGUUAUAAAAAGCGAAUUUUGGUCUAAUUAGUGGGUUUUGGAUUGUCCCUUUUUCCUUUUCCUUUCUUGGGUCAUGGAGAUUUGCUGUGACCUCGAAGUUGAUGUUAAUGGAGAAGAAACUUUCAUGGUGGAGAAGAAUAUAAUAGCUUCAUAUUCAGGAAGGUUGAAUAAAUUAUUUGGCAAGUCCAAAGGUACAACAAGUAGUCUAAAAAUAGUACUCCAUGACUUUCCGGGUGGGGCAGAGUGUUUUGAGCUGAUGUUGAAGUUCUGCUACAGCACCGGUAUGACUCAGAUAACCCCUACAAAUAUUACCCCUCUGCGUUGUGCGGCUGAGUUCAUGGAGAUGAAGAGUUCUGUGUCUGGAACAGGUAAUUUGAUGGAACAAACAGAGAAAUCUUUUGAAGAUAUGAGAUACUGGUCUUGGUCUGAGCUUCUUAUGGUUGUGAAGCAAUGUCAAAGCUUACUUCCAGCCUCAGAGUCUUCAGGAGUACUUGAGAGAUGCUUGGAUUCUCUUGUUGGGAGACUGUCUUUGACAAGCGAAGCGAGUCCUUGUCCAUCUACUUCUUCUCCAGACAGCUCCGGGGUUCGGUUUUCAUGUGACUCUAAAAGCACCGAGAGUUUAAAGACAGUCUUUUCAAGGGCCUCUUGGUGGUUUGAAGAUCUUAUAUUUAUGAGUCCUGUUUUGGUUGAAAUGCUGGCCAAGACUAUGGUUUCUCGAAAAUUUGACCAUGCCCUUCUUAGUAGAUUCCUUUUUUACUACCACAAAUCAAAGCUUUACACUGUCUCAUCCAGUGAGAAGUGCAAAAUUGUGGAUACCGUGGUUGACAUGCUUUACAUUCUUGAUCAAAGCUGUGUAUCCUGCAAAAGUUUGUUUGAGAUUCACCGGGUUUCCCUGAAUUUGAAGAUAGCUAAAAGUAGCAGAAACAAGUUGGAGGAUAUGAUUGGUUCACAGUUGGAUCAAGCAACAUUAGAUAAUUUGCUUGUUUCAUCCCCUCAUGGAGCAAAUUACUUGUAUGAUGUGAAUCUUGUUCUGAGAUUAUUCAAGGCAUUUCUGCGUGGAGGGUUGUGUCAAGCAUCUGCUAUGAGGUUGAGUAAGGUUGCUAGCUUGAUGGAUUUGUAUAUUGCUGAAGUGGCCCCGGAUCCUUAUUUAAAACCUUCAAAAUUCUUGGCUUUGAUCAUGGCCCUGCCAGAAUCUGCUCGAGACUCUUAUAAUGAGGUUUAUCGCGCUGUGGACAUGUAUCUAGAGGUUCAUUCAGGAUUGUCUGAAGAAGAAAAGACGAAAAUAUGCUGUGCAUUGAAAUAUGAGAAGCUCUCAGCCGAAAUCUGCAUACAUCUUUCUCAGAAUAAGAAAUUUCCAUCGAAAACUGUGGCUCAAGCUUUAAUAUCACAGCAAUUAAAGCUUAAAAGUUUACUCCAUGCCACCAGCAACACCAAUAUUUCAUGUCCUGGCUCACCUUGUAGAGCCAUAGAAGUAAAAAAUGCUACGAAAAAGGACAAAGAAUCUGAAGAACAAGUUAUCCUCUAUGCAGGCAAACUCGAUCUUCCAACCGAUAACAAAAAUCUAAGAGAACAUUUGCAAGGAAUGCAAUGGAGGGUGAUGGAGUUAGAAAAAGUAUGUAGGAAAAUGCAAAUUCAAAUGGCAAAGAUUAUGAAGUCAAGAUCACCAAGCCAAAGUCAUACAAGAUCAUUGCCUAGACUUUGUUCAUAAUUUUAUAGUUUUUCAUUUUACAUUGUUUUUUGUAUUUUAAAGAAAAUUAGCUUCGUAUUUGUAUAGCACAAGAGAAUGAGAUUUUGUUCGCUGUUUCUUUUUA